This is a messenger RNA of Gorilla gorilla gorilla (western lowland gorilla), 6200 nucleotides long. It is a transcript of the gene CC2D2B, whose product is annotated as coiled-coil and C2 domain containing 2B. The transcript is spliced from 35 exons. Gene Ontology annotation, cellular component: ciliary transition zone. Lineage: Eukaryota; Metazoa; Chordata; Mammalia; Primates; Hominidae. Gene Ontology annotation, biological process: non-motile cilium assembly; protein localization to ciliary transition zone. The record is from RefSeq and is a predicted model, not a curated record.
CGGGCGCCGUAGGGCUGGCGCAGGGUGCGGUGGGGCGGUUGGUGAUCAUCCUAGCCUGCGGUAGAUGGUGCGCCCUGCCUUCGCUGUCCAGACGUAAGAAAAGUGCACUGUCCGUCCAGAAAGUUGAAAUAAAAGGACCAUCAUGAAAAAAUCUCAAAGAGAAGAUAUUUUUAAAAAGAUGUCAGAAGAGAUGGAUAAUAUUACAGCUGAAGAAAUUAUAGACAAGCAUCUCCAAAAAGAUUUAGAUGCAGAAGAAAAUCAAAAUGUAGUAAAGACAUUGAGAGGCAAAGUGAGAGAAAAGCUAAAAAUUUCUAAGAUUAAUAAAGGUGAAAAAUCUUCAACUGAGCAGCUUAUUGAUAGCAAAAUAUAUCAAAGGUCCAAGUUGUCUCCACAGACUGAAGUCUCAUUGGAUGAAAGUCUUUCAUUUUUCAUUCUGAGUGGUGAAGAAGGUUCAGCUUUGGGCAAGUCUUCAGAGCAGAGACCAGUAAACCAUAGUUAUCCCAAAUGCUUUUCACUUGGUGUUAAUUUACAAAAUGUUGCUGAGAGUGAAGAGGAAGAGUUUAUGAAAGAAUUCAUUUUGACAGAUAUACUCAAAGUAAAAGCUGCUGACUAUGAAGAUGAUCAAGAACAAAUAAAAAAACAGAAGGCAAAUAUUUUUGUACCAAGUAGUUCUCCAGUGGUCAACCAGCGCAAACUGCCAAAAGAUAUGAUGCCACGUAUUUUAGAAGAUGAAGGAUUCUAUAUUCAGAGAAAGCCAGAAAUAUAUAAAAAGACCUGCAACAAAAUGGAAAAUCGCCUGCUUAAACUAGAAGAGGGAAAAUGUUGGUUUGGAGAAAGUGGAGAAAUAAUGUCAUUACCUACACCUAUUAAACAGUCAUGGAAUUUCAGACUAAACGUAAGGAAGGAACCUUUAAAUCCAUUACUUAAGACCAUAUACAGGAAGGCAGUAAAAUAUGACCUGGGAAGUUCAUUUAUGAAUAAAAUGGAAGAUUCAAGGGAAAUAUACCAGUUAGACCUCAACAUUGUGGGUUUGCAAUUCAGCCAUCAUCAUCUCUUCAAUCAAGAACAAGUAUUAUGCGCAAGGCUUCUCCAACUUUAUGAAUGUUUUCAGGACAGGCAGCAACAGAAUGUAUCUCAGCUGCUUUAUGAGAAGCUGAAAGCACUGACAGAUGCUACCAAAUUGUCAAAUGAAAAUUCAGAAAUAAACCAGCUGACCAGAAAAUCUUUACAAGAUUAUUAUUGGCAAAUAAGUAAUACAAAACAGAUGUAUGACUUAGAAAGGGGAAAGGACCUCUCCCUACUACACAGUAUAUUACGAACUUGGAAACAGAUUAAAUCUCUUCGACAUGGGCAAGGGUUUACAAGCACCCCAAUAAAGUUACAGGUUCAGAGGAUUAAAAUGAAUAAAUGUGAUAAACAAGAGCAAAUCUCAGAAAUGUCUGAAACUGAGAAGAAAAAUGAAGGAAAAGAACUUAAGAAUGGGAAAAAACAGGAGAGCCUCUCAUAUCUAGCUUCAGACGAAACAGAAAUUGAAAGAAUAAAGCCAAUUACCCUGAGGCCACAACUUUCUUUCACUGCAGAAUUAACAAGCUUAUCCAAGUGUUCAUUGCAUGAACAAAAAAGAAGAGCCAAAAUUCAGAAGCUCAAAUACUUUAUUAAAAUAUUUUACAACAAUAAACAGGUUUCUUGUACUUCAGUAUCUCCCCUACAGUUUGAUUUUAAAGUCAUGUUUCAGCAAAUUUUCAAUAUUCAGUUAAUGUAUUGGCCUGAAGUGAUUUGUUUGGAGGUUUAUGAAAAAAGUAAAAGGACAAGCUUACUGGCAAAACUGUAUUUACCUUUACCUAACUACACAGAGCUGAAAGGCAAAACCGUUUUGCAAUAUGUAGAGUUUAGCUCUGAUAAGCUGGUCAUGCCUGCCGAUGGAGAAGUAGGAAGCAAUGUGCCUUUUCGUCUUGAGGGAAAUGGAACUGAAGAACUCUGUCUUUUGACAUCAGGAAAACUUAGUUAUUCUCUAUCAUGGAGCUUAGAUGAAAAUGGUCUUCCUCUGAUACCUAUGUCACAGUCAUUAAGAUCUUCUUACUGCAGUAUGUUAAGGAAUGUAGAUGCAAGAAGUGUUCCUGGAAUUCCAAGGCUCAUGAAUGAACAGAAGCUUUUUGAAUGGGCAAAUGAAGUCAGAAUUGAUCCCAAUAAUCCAGAAUAUUCUGAUUUAAUGGAAUCUGUUACAUACAUGAGACUUAAGGGGCAGGAUAUUCCAAAGUAUUUUCGUCUUGAACAGUUGCAAGAUGAAUUUAACUUCGUUUCUGAAGAGGAAAUGGCAAAGAGUAAACGUUUCCAGCUAUUGCAACUUAGAAAUGCAGGUCAAUUAGAUAAUUUCCUUCUACAGCAAAUGCCCCUCCAUGAUACAGAGAUUCCAGAUUUAGUCUUCCAGGAGUAUGAAAGUCAGAAAGAGAAGGAGGUAUCCAUUUCAGAUGUAAAUUCUAUUACAGCACAAAGGAUUAAUUCUGCCAAUUUUCUGAAAAAGGUGAGAAGGUUGAUAAUGAAGAGAAUUGUUAAAAUUAGCAAAUGUAACUUGUCAGAUAUUGUGACUGAUUAUGAAGAAAUUGUAUCUACAAGCCAAUUGACAGAUGCAGUUUGUAAGUUUGUUGAACCACGGAGAAAGUUAAAACCUCAGAGGAAAGAAAGGAAAAAAGUCACAGUGCAGACGAUCUCUGACGGAGAUAUUAAGAUUCUUGUCCGAAUAGUGAGGGCCUAUAAUAUUCCUACCAGAAAAACAACAAUUAAUGGAGCCUUGGAUAUGCCUACUUGUUCGAAAUCAUCUAUAUCUUGCCUCAGACAUAGAGAAACAAUCAAAUCAGUAGCCUCAGAUGAGAUCUUACAUGAGAUAAGUAUUUAACACUUCUAUAAAGAUACUGUACAUCCAUUCGUGGAAGUUUCUUUCCAGCACACUGUAUACAAAACCAAUACAGCAAGUGGAUCUCAUCCAUGCUGGAAUGAAGAAAUUAAAGUAGAUUUUGUCUCACCAGGACAUGAUUAUAGCUUCUCAAGCUUAUCUAAAAUAAAAGAUAACAUAUAUAUCAACAUUUUUGAUGAAAUGAUGACUGAAAAACAUGAGGAUCACUGUCUCAAGAGCUGUAGUGGUCACUCAUAUAUAAGAAAGAAUUGGCUUGGAUCCAUUGUCUUCCCUUUUUCUGCUCUUCUGCAACAAUCUGAGAUUAGUGGAACAUUUCAAGUGACUAUUCCACCAGUUUUGCUCGGGUAUACUUGGAGUAAUACUUAUGUAUUUCCUAAAGAAGAUUCCAAUGAGCAGAAUUUAAAAGAAUGUACAUUCUUAAAUAUUUUUGCUACCAUUGAACCUCAAAUAUCAUAUGUCACCUGUAAUCCAACACUAGAUAAGUUUUUAGAUCAAACAGAGGUCUUGCAGAGAGCACAGAUUUUUAAAAAGAAUUGUAAGGCAAUGUUUCCCAACCGAAGAAUCGUAACUACUGUUUUUAAUGAUGAAGGGAUACAGUUCUUAGUCACAAGAUAUAUCAAGGCAUUAAAUCCACCUCAGCAACUUCUGGAUAUAUUUCUUCACAAUUCUAAUGCAACAUUUGACCUCAUUGCUCGAUUUGUAUCUUUGAUUCCUUUUGUGCCUAAUACACCAGAUGAAAAUGAUGGCUCUGAUAUAUGGAUGACAUCAGAGCACUGCAUCAGUUUAGCUAUCGGAAAUAAGGAGGAGCAUGCCAUCCUUCUCUGUAAUUUCUUUCUGUAUUUUGGAAAGAAGGCACUGGUCCUCUUGGGAACAUCAGUGUUAGAAGGGCAUGUGGCUUAUGUAGUAACUCAAGAAACUAAUGAAUAUUUGCUUUGGAAUCCAUCAACUGGCCAAUGUUAUAAGCAGUUUGACCCGUUUUGUCCCUUAAAAAGUGUAGAUUGUUUGUUUGAUGAUAGAAAUGUCUGGUUUAAUAUUCAACAAAAUAAUACACCAAUGGCUGUAUUUUUUGACUAUUCAAAGGAAAGUUUCUGGAAGCAUUUGCUUCCAAAAAACGUUCAAGGAACAAAAAUACAAAGCAUACAGCCUGAAGAAAUAAUUUAUUUUGAAACUGAUAAAAGCAUGGUAGAAGAUCUAAGGAAUAGGAUCGAAAGGACUCUGAAGAGUAAAGUGAUGGAAUGGCGACCUAAACACCCAACACAUUGGAAUCGACAGUGUACUUUUAUUUUGCGACAAAUCCUUCCUAAGCUGGAAUUUGGCAUAGGAAGCUUUGUUUCAUCUGAAGGAGAUAAUGAAUUUGAAAGAAUACUACAAUUUUAUUGGGUCACGGGAUUUCCCAUCCAGAUGCCAUACAUUGAUGUACAGUCAAUUAUUGAUGCUGUUUAUCAAACUGGAAUUCACUCUGCUGAAUUUCCCCAGACAGAAUUUGCUUUAGCUGUAUACAUUCACCCAUACCCAAACAACAUAUUAUCUGUGUGGGUCUAUUUGGCUUCCUUAGUUCAACAUCAAUGAAAAGGAAGCAGAGCAAAGUAAAAGAUUGUACUAUAGUCCUCUAGUACCAACAAAAACUUUUCUGGUACCUUGAGAUUUUGCUGUUUAUUCUCAAGUCCAGCUAAGUGCUGGGCCCAAUUUUUGAUUCACUUACAGAGCUGGGCACUAUGGAGACUCGCACCCCUGAGUGAGUCUUUGAGGAGGAGUCUAGAUGAGCUUCUCACCAGAGACCUCUCCAGGGAGGACCUUUGGAUAGUCUGGCUUUCUUGGGUCACUGUCUGCAGUAGGUCUUAUUCUGGGAAAGAAGCAAUUUUGGCCUCUUCUCCUAAGACCAAUGUUUCUCAAAUUGUAGAAUACACACCACCUCCAUUUGAAUCAUCUGGAGAGCCUUGUUGAAAAUGCAGAUUACUAGAUCCUCCUCAAGACCCACUGAAUCAGCACCUCUGGGAGUGAAGCUACAGACUCUGCAUUAUUUUCAACAGGCUCCCCAGAUAAUUCUGAUGCACUGUUAUGAGGGAGAGCCCAGCCUUAUAGAAUGUUGUCACUACUAAACUAAGGCUGGUACGUUUGAUGCUGGGUCUGAUACAAUUUCAGAUGGAAGCUGCUCAAGUGGAAAACUAAGGUCAUUGCCUCUCAUGGAUAAAAUGUUAUUUCACUGGUAAAGAAAAAAAAAUAAAAUCUACCAUGUUGGGCUGAUGUUGGCUUCUGGAAGCUUCUCAAAAGUUUGCACUUCGGAUGCUACUGACAUGAAAUUCUUACAGCUCCAAGUAUUUGGAAGGAACUCCCAGGAAACUCUAAUUUCUCCCAAUUCUGUGAGGGAGGAAAUGGUCUUGACAAAUCUCAGGACUCUUUUUUUCCUUAGUGAGCAGCCCCCAACUCUGCCUCUGGCACUUUUUGCUGCUUUUCGUUCUCAGUAGUGGCUUAUCUAGAUCCUAAGAGCCCCUCAAGAAAGACUGGACAGGGGUCUAAGUAGGAAGCACUAUACUUUCUUCUAGUUGAUUGUUUUGUCCUUCAUUAAAAGAAAUGUGUUUAUAUAAUUUACUUACAUAUGACAAAAUAACUUAUCAAAAAGAAAUAAUCAAGGAGUAUGGAUUUCCAAAGGUUGACCAGAGCAGUUUUGUAUGAGGUAAAGAUAAAAGAACAUUCACCUCUCCCAUUGAAGAACCACUGAGGUUUCUUGGUUCACUCCCACAAGCAGAGAGCAGAGACCCCAAAUGUAUCUGCAGGGAAUACCCAAUCUGUAUCUGUUUCCUAAAUGUGCAUGGGCUGGUGCCAGAAAAGGCCUCACUUAUUUCUGGUGAUGUUAGUCUUGGACCAAGCUUGAGAUUACUAGAAGAGGCAAAGUAGGGACAUGGGUGAAGGAAUGUUUUUUUCUCCCAGGUUGAAACCUAACUGUAUGUGUCUUGUGGCAUGCAUAAGAAAACUGAUCAGAAUUUUUACUUUUAUUUGAAUGUUUUUGUUUAAAUUUAAUGUGAAGUUUUAUUAUUAAACAAGUCCCCCACUUUGAUUUAGCACAAAAUGAUGCUGAUGGAAAGAUGAGGAUGCCAAAGACAGACUGAAUUCAUGCAACUCAUUUCUGUACAGCUUUGAAUAUUUACAUAGCUAUUUUAUUCGUUGUUCAGGGUUUUUAGAAUUGACAGGCUGCUUAAGAGUAGGAUAGCAAGUGUUCAUAGGAAAGCAUGGAGGACCUUUUUAUAUUGUAUCGUUUUUACACGAGUGUUACUUUUUCAAUUAAAUUUUU